AUUGUGGGUUAUUUCCUGUUCUCAGCUGUCCGAAGUUCGCGUUCUAGGGUUAGGUAGUUAGCCGUGUUUAGCUGUGUAAACAGUGCACUUUUUGGUGUGAUAUUUUAAAGGAUGGCGUCGCAGCCUCCUCCAAAACCUUGGGAAAGACGGAUACCAGGCGCAAUUCCAGGACCAGCCAACUAUCAGUCGACGGAGUUGGGACCUUCCAGACUGUCGAGGCCGGGUCCUCCGGUUAUGACUCGCGUGGCACCGCCAAUCCCGCCGCGGCCCGUCCAGCCGUCGGGCAUGUCCGCGUACCGGCCCGCGUACGGCUCCCUUUCCUCGACGUACAGCCCCUACGGCGGCUCGCCCUACGGCGGCUACAGCCCGUACGGCUACGGAAUCGGCGGCGGCGGGCUGGGCUACAACCACUUCCGGGCGGAGGACACGGCCCCGAGCCGCUUCGUGCAGCAGGCGGAGGAGAGCAGCCGCGGCGCCUUCCAGUCGAUCGAGAGCAUCGUGCACGCCUUCUCCUCCGUCAGCAUGAUGAUGGACGCCACCUUCUCCGCCGUGUACAACAGCUUCCGCGCCGUGCUGGACGUGGCCAACCACUUCUCGCGCCUCCGGGUGCACUUCACCAAGGUCUUCUCCGCCUUCGCCCUGGUGCGCUCGCUGCGCUACCUCUACCGCCGGCUGCAAAGGAUGCUGGGACUGCGCCGCACGUCGGAGGCGGAGGACCUGUGGGCGGACAGCGCCGGGACGGCGGUGGUGGAGGCCGGGGCGGGGGGGCCAGGGGCGUCCGACCCGGCGGCGAAUUCGGUCAAGUCCUGGCCCAUCUUCCUGUUCUUCGCCGUCAUCCUCGGCGGGCCGUACCUCAUCUGGAAGCUGCUGAGCUCUGCUGAGGGGGUGGAGGAAAUCACCACCAACUGGGCCAAUGGGGACGAUGACCACGUGGUCGCCAGGGCUGAGUUUGACUUCACCGCGGCCGCCGACGAGGAGAUCUCGGUGCGAGCGGGAGACAUGCUCAACCUGGCACCCAAGGAGCAACAGCCGCGGGUGCGGGGUUGGCUGCUGGCCAGCCUGGAUGGGCAGGCCACGGGCCUCGUCCCCGCCAACUACGUGAAGGUCCUGGGGAAGAGGCGGGGGAGGCGGCAGGCGGAGCUGGAGGUCGCCGUGCAGGAACCGCAGCCGUCGCCGCGGCAACAGGGACCGCCCCCUUCGCACGGGCUGGCUCCGCCCACGGGCCCCGCAGCCGCCCAGCUCGGCCUUGCGGAACAGGAGGAGGUGCUGGACUCCGUGUUCAGGGAGGUGCCGGAGGAGAGCCAUGGCCUACUGUUCCCCGGUGUCCAGGCUGUCGCCGCCUCUUCCUCAUCCUCCGGUCUGGCCGAGAAGAUCGACCUGUGAGACUUCAUCGCUGCUCCAUUCGCAGGGGAGAGAGACUCUCGUUCAGUGGCCCUUCCCACGCCUGCUCAGAAGAAUGUUUCCUUUUCCAGUCUGUGUUGGGGAGGGGAGGGGAGGGGGGGGGGGGCGGGGGUACAGUAGUCCAGUUGCAAGCAGUGGGGAAACUGGUCAUACUCUAACCAUCUGUGAAGACAUGCAAAAAGUUGACACGGGUCUACACAAACCAGAUAAUGUUGGUUGGGUUUCAGCUAGAUUGACAGUUGCUCUGCUUACCCUUUGAUUAACGCAAGCAGGCUCUCACCGCUUGCAGACGAUGCCGCCAUUGGCUGUGUGGUGGGGAAUGCAAACGGUCUGAGCACUGCGGCAGACUGACUUACUGCACUGACACCUCAUGUGGGUAGAAUGUACAUUUAUUUGACAACGGUCUUUAGUUCUUGUUUAAUUUGUGUCUCUUAACAAAAAAAAAAAAAAAACAACUAUGUUAAAGUGUCUGAAUACGUCGGUUGUGCGAAAGGUUUCAUGACUCGGAACGUAAUGAAGAAGAGAAACUUCCGCAGUCCUUGAGAAUGCAUUUUUCCUGACAUGUCUUUGGAAAGUGGUGAAAUGUCACACCGUCCUUAAAAAGCCAAGGCAGAGAAUCGGAAUGACGAGUGCACAGGGAGUAAGUGCUACUGUGGACAAAUAUUGUGUAUGUUAGAUUCAAGAAGAAAUAAAGACGGUGUUAUAUGUGUGAACCGAUGAGACAUUUAUCUUGUAAACUUAAGUCACGUUCACUCAAAGCCAUAAUUCUGCUUUAUGGGGCACUACAUGACUGUUUUCUGGGGAAAAAAAAUAGCAGUAGUUUACAAUUACUAGAUCAUUUGAAUUUAAAAUGACCAGUUUGAUGGAAGCUUAAAUAAGUGUUUGAAAGAGAAGGUCAGGGAGAGUUGUUUGACAAAUCAAAAGCGCAAAAUCGACCUUUAAAAGCUUGCUUCAUAGCAGUUUUGAUACGGCCAACCAAGCACGUUCCCUGAGUUUCAUUUUCUUCCACAGCCAAUAAAGGUGCCUUUAAAGGCUUUCAUUACAACAGCGUUGUAAGGUUUGUUAUCCUUCCAACCAAUGGGAACGAUUUUUAUUGAAUUCUUAGGAUGUCACAUUUGUAACGGCAGGUGUGUCGUCAGGUCCUCCUUCCUGAACUUAAUGUGAUACGAGCUGUGAGGUACUUUAUUUAAAAUGGCUUCAUGUUGAGACGGUUGUACCUCAACGCUGCAUUAAUUUCAGCUUCUCAAUGUGAACAAGUGUGUAUGUUCUGAAAGGUUUUGGACCUGUCGGGAGAUGAGCUCGGUGAAGUGACAAAGGCAAGUUAAAGUCACACCAUCUACAUGAAAAGAAAUGCUGAUUUAAUUGCUUUGACUUAAUAUAUUUUUUUAAUUCUUUGUCACUUUUUUUGCUGUGAGGUCUUUUAAAACUGGGAAUUGGUUAAACUGAAGUGUAAAAUUCAGUAAUGUAUCAAAACUGUCACGGACCUUAAGUGUCACAUUUGUCUAUCCAAAGUGGUUUGAUUUUCGGAAGAUUAAUUCAAACCAUGAUUAGUAAUGUAAAAUAGAAAAAUGGUACUCAAUUAUUUUGGCAAUAAAAAUGUUCUAAAAGUUGA
Molecule: messenger RNA, 3013 nt
Organism: Anguilla anguilla (European eel)
Lineage: Eukaryota; Metazoa; Chordata; Actinopteri; Anguilliformes; Anguillidae
Gene: pex13
Product: peroxisomal biogenesis factor 13
Exons: 4
Coding region: 112-1383 (423 amino acids)
Biological process (GO): protein import into peroxisome matrix, docking
Cellular component (GO): peroxisomal membrane; peroxisomal importomer complex; peroxisome
Molecular function (GO): protein binding
Source: RefSeq, a predicted model, not a curated record